Molecule: messenger RNA, 327 nt
Organism: Parastagonospora nodorum SN15
Lineage: Eukaryota; Fungi; Ascomycota; Dothideomycetes; Pleosporales; Phaeosphaeriaceae
Exons: 2
Coding region: 75-173 (32 amino acids)
Source: RefSeq, a predicted model, not a curated record
AUUGUCGGUGUCCGACGUGACUGCUUCGGCUGCGGUCACACGUGUCUAAGUUGCAAAGAGCUCUUCAUUCGCGAAUGCAAGAAGUGCGGCAACGAGUAUUGUCGAGAAGACAACGAGGCCUCUUCGGAGACAAUGUGCGAUUGGUGCAAUUACACUUCUCGAAGAACCCUUAACCUCUAUUGAAGGGCCAGAUCGAGCAUGCAUAGAAGAUAUUGAUAACGAUUUACGACAACGGAUAUUUCAUGGCGCUCUUUUGCACAACCACUACUCUGCUCAUGAAGAUAGAACUAGAUACCCCUCUCACCCUUCAAACUACUCUUCAUUUCU